GCGGCAGUCUUUCCCGCCAAGCCUCAAUGCCUUGCCAGCGACAGCACUUUGUAUCCAGAACUCCUCCGUUAGGCCCCGCCACCCAGACGGACGACUCGUACAUCCUCGGCUAUGAUCCCACAGGUGUUCCUCUGGGCAGUCAGCUCUCAGCCCCUGCUACCCCCUGUCAGGAUAUUUGGGUCCUAAGGAGCUCUCCCACUGGUGACAGGAACAGUGUCGGCAGCACUGGCAGCGCCGGCAGCAGUCGCAGCGCCGGCAGUGGUCAGAGCUCUGAGAGUGGCCACAAACAGAAUGGAACCCACAACCGCCACCACCACGACACGGUGAAGCUGGCGCCCUCUGCUGGUGAAACUAGAGACCAAAACAAGCACAUUAGUGGAUCCUCAGGUGGGUCCCGUCGGCAAGUCAACACCUCUAAAGGCUUCGUCAGACCAGAACAUCUGCUGGAGGGCAAGGACUCCGAAGCCAUCUACCAGUGGUUGUGUGAGUUCCAGCUGGAGCAGUACACCUCCAGCUUCAUCAGAGCAGGAUAUGAUGUUCCCACCAUCAGCAGGAUGACUCCUGAGGAUCUGACAGCUAUAGGUGUGACCAAACCGGGCCACAGAAAGAAGAUCUCCAUGGAGAUCAGUAAGCUGAGCAUCCCUGAGUGGCUGCCAGAUUACAUUCCUUCAGACCUGGGGGAGUGGCUUAGUGUGAUUGGACUCCCACAGUACCAAAAGAGAUUGUGUGACAAUGGCUACGACUCCAUCAGCAUUGUGAAGGACAUCACCUGGGAGGACCUGCAGGAAAUAGGAAUCACUAAACUGGGCCAUCAGAAGAAGCUGAUGUUAGCAGUGAAGCGACUGUGUGACCUGCACCGUAACCACGCCGACAGAACCGAAGGUGGGACUCUCAGGCGAAAGCCCCCCGCUGCUCUGGAGCUGGUCACCAUCGAACACACACCAACACACAACGUGCACCCCGACGCCCCGCCCAACAACUGCUGCCCCUCUCCUCAGACCCCCAGAGCCCUCCUCUCAUUCCAGGACAGCGAGCUGAGUGCCGAGCUGCAGAGCGCCAUGAUGGGCAGGGCUGGGGGAGGAGCAUGUGAGGCUUUUGGUGUGAGGGGCGUGACUUCUUCUGCAGCUCUAGCUGCCAUGUCAGUGAGUGAAGAGAGCCUCAGCAGGCGCUCUCAGGGUUCAGGGAACUCUGGAAAUUCAAAUGUAGGAUUUUCCAACAAUCAACCAACGGCCCCAGGUCCAGUGAGGACCGAGGAGGGUCCGGUCAGUGGAGGAGAGGAGGCCAGAUGUGGACCUGCUGGUCCUGCAGGCAGAAAUAAACAACUGGCCAAUGAGAUGAGGGAGCACCAGAGUUUGUCUGCUUCCCCAAACACGCUGAUGUUCUCUUCUGUCACCCCUCCGCUCACCCCCAGCAAGAUGCCCCGCCUUGGUUACCCAGCCGUCCCCCCUAAGGCCAAACACGUCCAGUCUCCUAACCACCUUCUUCAGCCUCAGCACCGGCCUGCCCCCUCCCCGUCCUCUCCAUCCCCACAGCCCUGCCCCACACAGAAGACCUUUGCACUCAUACAGGCCCAGGUAAGCAGCCUCAACGGGGCUCCAAGAGUGCUCUCCAAACCCCUACCAGGAAGUGUCCCUGUGCUGAGACCCCCAGCAGCACUGGUCCCAGGCAACAGCCCCUCUCAAAGCCUGACCCGGUACACUCUGUCUGACGGGGAGCCUGAUGAAGAUGACGGUCACACUCACCCCUCCAGGGUCACGCUGUCCUUCGCCACCCUGUCUCGCAAACCGGGCCGCGGCUCCGGGGCUCAGCGUCACGUGAACCGCAGCCAGUCCUUCGCCGUGCGCUCACGAAACAAAGGUCCGCCCCCACCACCGCCCAAGAGAAUGAGCUCAGUGAGCGGCAGCCCUGUGAGACAGCAGGGGGACAGCACCUCGCUGGAGCCGGAGGGGUCAGAGGUGAAGAGCAGUGUGGAGUCAGAGAGCGCAGGGAGCGUGAGGAGCAUCGCAGCCAGGCUGGAGGGCAGCAGCAGCAGCAGUCCAUCCAGGCGUAUAGAUAUACCACCAACAUUUAUCCAUGGCUCACCUGGACACAGUCCCAUUACCACCCCACUCACACACGGAUUCCCCUCACACAUCAUCCUGCACCACUCCAAACCAGUCCCUGCUCUGGGUCUGGGGGGCUUGAGGAGGGUGGGAAGUGAGCGAACAGAAGACGACACUGACAGAUACAGAGCUGGAAGGAAUGAAGAAAAGCAACGAGUCAGGAGAAACGACAAACACCUGAAGAGUGCAUCUGUGUCGCCAAAGACCACCUGCAGGGAGCACCUCCCCUUCGCUGAGGAGGGAAACCUCACUAUCAAACAGAGACCCAGGGUUUUAUCUGUCACUGCGGGAGACAUCAAGACCCCAUCAGAGAGUCCGGUCCAGACCCCGAACAGCCUGGAGCUCCCCGAGUUCAACCUGAAAGAGUCUGAUACGGUGAAAAGACGACACAAACCCAAAGACAAACCUGAGGGGGCUACCACCCCCAACAGGGAGGACACCAUGCUCCACAGGCAGGAUUAUAUCACCACAGGAAGUCCUGAAGAGGCUCCGACACUCAGAAAUGUUUUCCAGAGAGUCGGCUCAAUGGGAAAAGGUCCAAAGCCUCCAGUGUCCUCAAAACCCCCCACUCCUCUUCAGCAAACCCCCAACGGCAAACCAACAAGCCCCCAUAAAAUGUCUCCGUCAACACAAACUGCCAUUCCACAGUUGACCAGUGUGCAGAUUCAUACAGUCUCACCAAAGAUGAACGUCAGUAAUCCUCUUCAGACGGCUGUUCUGAGUCCUAAACCUGUGAAGCACCAACACACAGUCCUGUCUAAGGUCUGUCCUGGUCCUGAGAGCCCAGAGAAAACUGUCCUGUCUGGAUCCAGACCCCAUCAGCCUCGCCCGGCGCUCAGCUCAUCAGCAGACACUGAGUUCAUCAUUCAGAGUGUUUCCUUUGCUGCUCCGUCCUCUCUGGUACCAACAUCCAACCCCCCUUCUCCAUCUGGUGUGGCAGUUCUGGAGGUUCUGGCUCAGAAGAGACUGGAGCAAACCAGCUCAUCUCUGGAGGCUGCACUCAAAGUGGUGGAAAACAAACUGGCCCAAGGAAGCAGUGUGGACAGCAGCAGCAGCUCAGUGACGGCAGCAGGGAACAUUCUUGACGACAUCGGCUGCAUGUUUGAUGAUCUGGCUGACCAGCUGGACGCCAUGUUGGAGUGACCCCACAAGGCGGUCUGCUGCAGCAAACAGGAAGCUGAGACUCAGGUUGAUGCAGCUUUGCUGCCUCAGAGGAGCGACAGGAAGGAAACAGGAAGUUCCUCCUGCAGGAGCUGAGGGUCCGUUUGUUGCAUGUACAGUAAAUAUAGACAGUAGGUGGUGUUUUGUAUAGCUUCACACAUCUGAUGAGUUAUAUUUAUAUUUCUAAAUGUCAUUAACCGAGUUUAUAGUAAAUAGGUAAUGUUUGUAUAUUUUGCUGCCUAAUGUAAGUAGCUUAUAAAUCCCAGUUUAAUGUAUGAAAAGGAGCUUUUUCUGUUUUUACCAAAGUCUUUCCUGCAGCUCCUCAGCAGGUUUCAGUCUGGGUUCAGGGUUUCCAGCUCCACUGAGGACGAUGUAAAUAAACUCCAAAGAUCUUUGUUCAUCUGCGGUCGGGUCAACAGAUUGUUCUCAGAGAACGUCAGGGAUUAAAAAAAGACUGAACACUUUGAGCAGCUCUGGACCCAGAUGUGUUGAAAUAAAUGUUUUCAGUCAGGCCUAAAUAAGCAGAUGGCAUUAACUAAAUUAACUGAAAUCACAGGUAUUUUGUCUUAAUAUAUUUUGCUUAUUUAAACUUCGUAUUUUCCAAAUUAAUUUUUAAAAAGUUUUUUUAUAUAAAUAUUUUGAAAGGAAAAAGCUUUUAUCCUGUGACCAUGCUUUCCUCAGACCUACAGAAACCUGGCUCAGCUUGGUUUGACCUCAUCAGGAACAUGUUUCACAAGAAACUACAACCAAAAUAAACAACUAAUUACUGUUUAUUUUUAUAAAGACACAACUUUAUCCUGCUGAAGUAAAUGAAUUCAGUUCAUUUUUGUAAAAUCUGUGGAUCUGAUCCAGGAUCAGCCGUGUUUAGUUUAGUAAAGCCCGGCAUUUAUCUCCAAUAACUCUCUUUGCUAUGCACUUUAAAAACUGAAUAAAUAAAUUUGUCAUUUAUUCCCCUGGUUUUAUUUUGUAAAAAUGUUUCUAAUUUCUAAUCUAAUGAGAGUUACAGUAUUUUAAAGAGUAGCUCUGAAGUCUUCCAGCCUGGAUUCUUGGUAAAGUGGCAGAAAGUUGGAGACGACAGCUCUCCUGUUCAGUCAUUUUAACAUUCAUAUAUUCAGAUUGUGCUUUUUUUUUCUUUCCUAAUGUGAAAAAGACAAUUAUUUUAACAGCUUCACUGUUACCCAUUAAACUAGUUUUCUGCUGCUUUACCUGGCAGAAAAAAAAUCCUUCAGUUCUGAUGAUUUCUUUUUGUAAGAUUGGAUGUUUAGUUCAUUUAGUUUAAAUGUUUUAUUCAGAUUUAACUCAAUGUGUCAUCCUGAAACUAAUGUAAAAACCAUUUGUACUAAUAAAGUUUUAUGACUUUCAGUAGUGGAGCAGCGUACAGAGUUGACAUGAAGUCACAAAGAAAAAAGGUUUCCAGUCGUCUAUGCAGUUCUGUAAACAUCCUGACGUUGUUAAACGAGUCACAAAGUUGGGAGAAACCCAGACAUCCCUCUCCACAGCAGCUCGUCCUGCUGGACCCCGAGGUGUUCCCAGGUCAGAGGGGAGACAUAAUCUCUGCAGCGAGUUCUGGAGAAAUGACUGUUUAUGAAUUAAAUCUGCAUCUAAGAAUCA
Molecule: messenger RNA, 4874 nt
Organism: Austrofundulus limnaeus
Lineage: Eukaryota; Metazoa; Chordata; Actinopteri; Cyprinodontiformes; Rivulidae
Gene: caskin2a
Product: CASK interacting protein 2
Molecular function (GO): protein binding
Source: RefSeq, a predicted model, not a curated record